CAUCCGGACGAAGAAGCAACUAGCGAAGAAGCCUCAGCAGUUACAGUUGCCAAAGCGGCGCUUUACGGCCAGCUGGCUCCACUUUUAUCAUUCACUCUCCCGUUGAUUUUUAAUUCAACAUUUUACGAUAUAUGUUUCUCUGUGCGUCGGACUGGCUUCAGAAAUGGGAUUUUCUUGAACGUAACUUGCACUGGUAGCAGUUGUUGGACCGGCGUUUUUUUUCCGGCGCCUCUUCGCAGCGGAUUUACAAAGCCUGUCCGGAGCCUGCGAUGAUUUUCAGCACCCUGGACAGCGACUAAGCAUUUCAGCACCCUGGACAGCUCACCUACUGUAGCGGCCGUGGAGAAGCUGGCACGUGGCGUAAGGAGGUGGGAAGGAUGGAUCUCCAGUCCAAUGUAAGAGCCUCCCCCCGGGGAAGCCGGUGUCGGACGCAAGGCCUCAUGGGCCGUUGACCUACUGUCUCUGUGAUUUAUGGCGGCUGGGGGCCUCUGGCCACUGCAGACUCCUCUCCUCUCUCUCCUUUAUAUCCCUUCACCCAUACCGCAGGAUUGUAAGGAGCCACACACACUGCAUCACCCUUUGCAGGAGUAUUCGAAGAGGAAUUCCUUGCACAUGCUGAGCUGCAGCACAUUAGCUUCCUACACAGUUUCAUCCAAAAAUAAACAGUCCCAUAAACAUUUCUACAGUGCAGCACCUUGUCUCGUAAUUGCAUCACAUAUCCAUUAGAUGAAGCCAGCUUAUUUGACAGUGUGUGGAUUACUAUCACUCAUGGUGCAUCAGCUGUAAAGCCCUCAACGUAGCCCAUGUUAAGGGGCAGAACCAAAUCAAUGGAAGUGCACUGAGUAACAAGUUGAUGCUCCUUUUUUCACAUGGCCUGAGAGCAAUCAGCAGUCAGAAACUCUCCGCUGACUCACACACUACUCUGCUUCUAUGUUGCAUUAACCAUCAUUAGCAGUGGACUACUAGUGCAGUGAUUUACAGCAUUGUUUUAAUCUUAGACAGAUUUGUUUGUGCGGUCAUCAAAGCUGUCAGAGUCCACAGUACCAUAAAGGCUUGGAGUGGACAGUCCCAGGUUUCCCCUUCAGGACUAUAAAUAUUUUUUUAACGCUGUAGGCAGAUAGUGAGAGUUAGCAGUUGCCCUCGCCAUGGUGUUGCCGCCCCCAGACAAACGCCACGUGUGCCUGACCACCAUUGUCAUCAUGACCAGCAUGGCCUUCAUGGACGCAUACCUGGUGGAGCAGAACCAGGGUCCAAGGAAGAUUGGUGUGUGCAUCAUAGUGCUGGUUGGGGAUGUAUGUUUCCUCAUUGUCCUACGGUAUGUGGCAGUGUGGGUGGGUGCAGAGGUGAGAACUGCCCGACGAGGGUACGCCAUGAUCCUCUGGUUUCUGUACAUCUUUGUGCUGGAGAUCAAGCUCUACUUUGUGUUCCAGAAUUGCAAAGCUGACAGGAAAAGUCUGGAGACAGUGGCCCGCAAGGCUUUGACGUUACUAUUAUCUGUAUGCGUGCCGGGUCUAUAUUUGGUUCUAGUGGCUUUGGAUAGUAUGGAGUAUGUGAGAACUUUCCGGAGGAAGGAAGACAUGAGGAGUCGUCUGUUCUGGGUGGCUCUGGACCUGUUGGACCUCCUGGAUAUCCAAGCCAACCUUUGGGAGCCCCAGCGGACGGGUCUGCCCAUCUGGGCAGAGGGCUUGAUGUUCUUCUACUGUUACAUCCUUCUGCUCAUCCUGCCCUGUGUGUCACUCAGUGAAAUCAGCAUGCAGGGGGAGCACAUGUCACCCCAGAAGAUGAUGCUAUACCCGGUUCUGAGUCUGGUCACAAUAAACGUGGUGACCAUUCUCAUACGAGGUGUAAACAUGGUACUGUUUCAGGAUAGUCGUGUUUCCACCAUCUUUGUGGGCAAAAAUGUGGUUGCCAUUGCUACGAAGGCAUCCACUUUCCUGGAGUACCGUAAGCAGGUAAAGGAGUUCCCUCACCCACAGAACGCAAUGGCGCUAGAACUACAGCAGAACUCUGUCAGCCACACACAACCGCUGCCCAAUGCCACCAGUUUGCCCCAUGAACCCUCGCCGGCACAGGAUGUCAUUGACACAUGACCGCCAGCUCUGGAGUCACCUUUCCAGACUGAAUGCUUUUAUGAAAGCUCCAGGACUGGAGAUGGAUAGAGAAAUCAGCUGCAUGACAGGAUGAUAUUCUGCUCUUGUCAAGCCCACAUGAACUGCUCUGAAACCAUAAAAGAGAUUUUCAGCAUCACCUGCCUGUCAGAACAUACUGUAAACCUACACUUGACUGAGUGCAGAGUGCAGACUUUGAAGUCAAAACAAAGGUUUUUAAUCGUGCUAUUGUGUUUUUAAUUGUUUAAAAAAAAAAAAAAAUCACACUUUAUUAAGGGACAAUCUGAAUAUUGCGCAGCCUGGUGACAUUAUGUUGUGUAAAAUGGACCCCCCCUCCUCCCUCCCCCUAUGCGUAUCUUGUAAUUUUUAAAGGUCACUUUUUUGAUGGUGCAUCUGUGGCAUUUCCUUUGAAUUUCAGCAACAAAGGACAUACCACUCAGCAUGAAGCACUUUGGCAAGGAAGAGCAGAGAGUGACGAGGUGGGUCACAUGGGUCGGUGCUGUGGUGCUGUGCUAGAGCCUGGUUGGUGGCAGACAAAUGCACUUCCUUCUGUGUUUGGUUCUGCUGAGAAAGGAGCUCUGUGGAAGCUGCUGCCUCGGUCAUUGGGACACUUUAUGACCAAAGGUCUGAUUAAAGCACCGAAGCUCAGCACUAUACCACACUGCAAGCAACCAAGCAUGUGUUUUACUGUGUGCUCGCGUGUGAAUAUGUGCACGCACACUGGUAUGUGUGAGUGUAUGUGCCCGAACGAAGGCACAACCUGCCUGAAAAUGUGUGCGUGUUUGUAACGGUUUAUGUUACAUCAGAUAGUUUCGGAAAAGAUAAUGAGUGGUUGAUUUGUAUGAUGAAAUGCAAAAAGAGAAAAUAUGUGGAGAUGUCAGAAAAGAAAAGAUGGGGGAAACAUACUUUUUAUUUCCUGUACUGUACAUUCCUC
Sphaeramia orbicularis (orbiculate cardinalfish) is the source of this 3042-nucleotide messenger RNA. It is a transcript of the gene tmem121ab, whose product is annotated as transmembrane protein 121Ab. NCBI's taxonomy places the organism in Eukaryota, Metazoa, Chordata, Actinopteri, Kurtiformes, Apogonidae. The record is from RefSeq and is a predicted model, not a curated record. The transcript has 2 exons. The coding region runs from base 1146 to 2090 and encodes 314 amino acids.